UCAGUGCACAAUCACCGAAUGACGACGCAUUGCCAUCUCGUAUACAUACAGACAUUUGUGCAGUACCUUGACGACGCCUUCGCCGGCAACGGCACCUCCAUCCUCCCCACCAACCCCUACAGCCGCGCCGUCGCCCGCUUUUGGGCUUCCUACAUCGACGACAAGUUGUUCCCUUCAUGCAUCGGCAUUCUCAAGACGGCAAAGCAGCAGGAGAGAGCUGACAAGGUGGAGGAGACCUUGGCGGCGUUCGGGCUCUUAGAGGCCGCCCUGGCGGAGUGCUCCAAAGAAGGGGAGGCUGAGGCACUGUUCUUUGGCGGUGGCUCUCUCAGGCUGCUCGACAUUGCCCUCGGGUGCUAUCUUCCCUGGAUCGAAGCGAUAGGCCACCUUGCCGCCAUGCCGCCAUUCCUCGAUGCGGCUAGGACACCAAAGCUGGCCGCGUGGGCGGAGCGGUUCAGGGCCGCCGAGCCGGUAAGGGCGCUGCUGCCUGCGGCGGACAAGGUGGAGGAGUACAUCUCAACGGUUCUUUAUCCAAAGUGGAACGCCGCACUCACUGCGUCGGCAACUAAUUAGAGAUCAUGUCGCCCCGUUCCAUCGUUGUUGCUGUGCUCGCCUUCAAAUUCAGUUGGUGUUUUCACGAGUUGUUGUGCUCGUUGAACUUUUGUUACUUGGUUAUUAGGGUCUGAUCGCGAUGGAUGGUGCACAUGCGUGCACUGUCUUGGAUCUGACUUUGCUGUUUUGGGAAUAAAUUAAAGCUUCGUCAAUCUUUCA
Messenger RNA from Triticum aestivum (bread wheat), 768 nucleotides. RefSeq names its product probable glutathione S-transferase GSTU6. Gene Ontology annotation, molecular function: glutathione transferase activity. Gene Ontology annotation, cellular component: cytoplasm. The transcript has 2 exons. The coding region runs from base 19 to 570 and encodes 183 amino acids. Gene Ontology annotation, biological process: glutathione metabolic process. Lineage: Eukaryota; Viridiplantae; Streptophyta; Magnoliopsida; Poales; Poaceae. The record is from RefSeq and is a predicted model, not a curated record.